This is a messenger RNA of Ascochyta rabiei, 807 nucleotides long. RefSeq lists its product as uncharacterized. Bases 1 to 807 code for a protein of 268 amino acids. The record is from RefSeq and is a predicted model, not a curated record. The transcript has a single exon. NCBI's taxonomy places the organism in Eukaryota, Fungi, Ascomycota, Dothideomycetes, Pleosporales, Didymellaceae.
AUGGCCGACGACGAAAAGAAAGAGCCUUCCGUCGCCGACCUGAAGGAAAUUGCUUCAAAUGCCGACGCACCUGAAGACAAACUCCAAGCCGCAGCCGCCCAAGCCGAAGCCGCUCUCAGCUCCUACAAAACCGCCUCGACCCUUCGCGAAGCCGCAAACGCCAUCCGCGACCCGGCCAAGCGUGAAAAGUACCUGCGCGAUGCGUACGACAAGGAAAUCGAAGCCCAUGGCAACUCUAAGAAAGCGCGCAUGCUGCAGUCUGGCGCUUUCCAGGGGACUGUUGGAGGGGCGGGGAUAGGUGCUGUGGUUGCGGGCGGACUGGGGACGGUGGUGGGCACUGUCGUUGGCACGGUUACGGCAGUGCCGGCGACGGCUGUGGGAGGGCUGGUGGGCGCAGGGGUAGGGUUGGGGCAUGGAAGUUGGAUCAAGUUGGGCAAGCUGGGAGAUGGGAAGAAUGGGAAAGGUAAGAAGGGCCAGAAUGAGGAAGACAAGGAAGGGGACGGUGGUGAUGAGAACAAGGAGAACGAGGGAGGGGAUGGAGGACAGCAGAGCGAAGAGGUUGAUGUUGAUGAUGCGGUGCCGAAUCCGGAGAUGUUGAGGCAAGCUGCUGAGGACAUCAAGAAGGAGAGAGAACGAGGAAGUCUAGACACAGAAGGAGGUGCUGAGGUUGAGAAGGAGAAGAGGAAGCCGAGGAAACUGAGCAGGCAGGAGAGCGAGCAGGGCCAACCCAAGGAACAAAAGACAGAGAAAAGGAAGCCUAGGAAGAUCGAAGUACGGAGUAGUAAACCAGAGGCGGCUGCAGUCUGA